Molecule: messenger RNA, 7349 nt
Organism: Peromyscus californicus insignis
Lineage: Eukaryota; Metazoa; Chordata; Mammalia; Rodentia; Cricetidae
Gene: Odf2l
Product: outer dense fiber of sperm tails 2 like
Exons: 16
Coding region: 5244-7010 (588 amino acids)
Biological process (GO): negative regulation of cilium assembly
Cellular component (GO): centrosome; ciliary basal body
Source: RefSeq, a predicted model, not a curated record
GUCACGGCGACGUGUGGACGCGUUCGGGGGCGGGCUCUGAGCGCGGGCCCCGGUGACCCUAGGAACCUCGGGGCGUGGGGUAGGAGGGUGACCCGGAAGUGAGGCCUCUGAUGCCCACCCUGCCAGGACAUUGGGUCCUUGGUUCUCAAGCCCACCGCUUUCAUCCGGAGGAAGGCGGCCAGGUUGCCGCGGCUUUCCGCGGUGUGGAUUUGGGGUGGGGGAUGAGGUUAGCUCGUGGGGGGCCUGUGCAGAGCGAGGGUCCGGGUUUGGGGGUGUUGACACAGUGUCUUCUUAAUCUUGAGCCUACCACGGCAGCCCAGUUCUUGACAUGCCCAGAGUCAUGUCCCAUGUACCCUCAGGAAAUAAUACCUUCUUCCAGCCCUAUAGGACCCCCCCCCCCCAAGAAAAACAUGAUUGUCAUAUGGUAGAACGUGGUAGAAGCCAAUGUGCUUUCAGUCCCACCUCUGACAUUUAACCAUCUGUGUGGUUUUGGGCACAUCACUUUUUUGGCUUCCGUUUCCAUACUUGCAAACUGAGAAUAAAUAAUACAGUUGUAAUAAAUGAUAUUAAACACAAGUCCAUAUAGGUGGCACUGAGUACCAGAGGUCAACUGAGUAUCCACAACCAAACUGUGGCUGCUGUUGGGUUCCAAAAGGCCAAGUUUCUGUGUCCCCCUAGGCCUUACAGUGUGUCAAGUGUUUGAGGGGAUGAGGGUCCGAAGUAGUUAAAGGAUCGAACUGCAGAAAUCCUGUCUGCUUUUAAAAUACUUUUGGCUUAUGGUAAAACAAUUACCAUAUUUGUAAUUUUUAAUAGCUAGGUAUUAUAUUGCUGUUAUUAUUUGCUGUUAUAUGCUGAUUCUACAAUUGUUGUGUAUUAAUAGUUUAGUUUUUGUUCUUCAAGCAUCUCGAGAUCUGAACAAAUAGCUUUGUUUAUUUAUUAGUCACUUUUGUUAAUUCCGUACACACAACAGAAAGAUGAAUAUAAAAAUAAAUAACCAUCUGCUGGGCUGCAUUCUCUUGGAAGCUGCUGCUCUCCCUCACCCCAUCCUCUAGUGUAGCAGUUCUCAAUUUAUGACUACUUUGGUAAUGACUUCUAAAAUUUCCACAAAGAAUAAAUAUGUCCUAAAGGUUGUUCUGUAAAAUCAGUUCUGAUCAACUCAGGAAGCUUGUAAGUAAUUUUAAGGAUAGAUUGGUUAAUUCAGGAUAAUUACUUAAAAAGGAAAAAAUGGGAAAAUGUGAAGACUGCUGAGAAAGCCCCAGCAGAGUGAGCCCAAUGGGUUCUAAGUUUAGGGGGUGAGGGGCAAAAGAAAGAUGAAGUCCACUUUUUUCUCUGCACGUUACUGUGACUGUGGUCUGUAUUCUGUUCUUGUAGAAGAGAAAAAUAAGGCCCAGUGUGGCUAAUGGUUAAUUGAUUUUCCAUGUCCUGGGGCCAGUAAGAAUUAAGAAGUGAUAUUUCAUGGGUCAUAAUCAUUUAGUUUGAUGUGCUGUCUCUGGCCAUCUAAGAAUGGUUAAGUUUUGCUUAGUCUACUUGUUCUCAGAUUAGAUAGUGAAGAAGAAUUAGAAAAAUUUUUUAAGAGUUUUCUAAAUUAUUUUUGGUACCUGAAGGGACAGUUUAAAAAAAUAACUUACAUGUAGAGCGAUUCAUUAGAGCAUCACGGGCAAAUGAUGCGUUAUAUUUAUAUAUGGCCACUUCUCCUUGAACUUCUCCUCAUGCUGUUCUAGCAUUCUAAUUCCUUUGUUUGCUGUUCUAGCAUUCUAAUUUUUUUUGUUACGUUCAUGUGUUUAUCACCGUGAAAGCAAUUUUUAAUUGAUUUCUUUAAAAUAUUUUCUGAGAAAAUAUAUAGACAUUUCAUCUUUAGCUCUGUGUUCUAGUUUACUUCUUUGUUGCUGUCGUAAAAUACUGACCAAAAGCAACUUGGGAGGAAAGGGUUCAUUUUUACUUACAGGUUACAGCCCAUCACUGAGGGAAGCCUAGGCAGAAAUUCAAGGCAGAAACUGAAGCACAAACCACAGAGGGAUGUUAUUUAAUACCUUGCUCUCCUUGGCUAGUUUAGCUUUCUUUCCUAUACGACCUGGACCACCUGCCGAGGGUGGCAAUGCUCACAGUAGGCUGGUUGUGUCUAAUUCAGUCAUUAAUAAUAAUAAAAAAAAAUGCCCCAUAAACAUGCCCAAAGACCAGGCCGAUAGUUCCUCAGUUGAGAUUCCCUCUUCUGUGUGACUAAUUUGUUUGAAAUUGACAAAAACUAACCAACACAAUUGACACCCUGUCAACUUGACACACAGACAUACUACUAUUAAGCCAUAACCAUUCCUUUCUUGUUUAUCCCCAAGAUAUUUUGUUAACAUUGCUAUAUAAAACAUAAUAUAAUUUAAAAACCCCAUCGUUUUUAAAAGUCUAAACACUUUAAAAUACAAGGUUACUUUAAAAUCCAAACAAUUUAUAUACUUUCUUAUUCCAAGAGCACAGAAACAAUCAGAUCAGAAACCAAACUCCAACAGUAUAAAUAACUCAUUGUACUCAGUGUCUGGUAUCUGGGACUCAUUUGUGAUCUGAGCUUCAAAGGGCUUGCAUAGCCAUACCUCUCCAGUUCUGCCAUGGGAAGCUUAUCUUGGGUCAACUCUACACCACACAUACUGCUGUCCCUGGUGGUCAUCCCAUGGUCCUAGCAUCUUCAAUAUGCUGGGAUCUCAAAUGCAUCUGAGGCUGCAUUUUAACCAGUUUCUUUUCAUGUCUUUCAAUCCUGGUGUCUCUGUGUGACUGAGGCUGCACUUUCUCCAGUAACUUCUCCUGGGCUUUCUUUAGGAACUCUGACCCUGACUAAUGAUACCAAGCUUCAGUUUCUAUUCGUGGCCCCUUCAGUUCUGGGGCCUCCACUACAACUGAGGCUGCUCUGUCACCAGUGGCCUCCUGGCCUCUCUUCAGGGACUCCAAUCCUGGUACAUGGUGCCAAGAUUGACCCCUUUACUCCUUCAAAAAGGAAAACUCUAACAAAUUACUAAGUUCAUCUGCCAGCUUAAGAUGUAGUCUUGGUCCCCCUCGACAAUUCCACAUCAGCAGCUGUGGUCUCUUCUUAAUCACAGCUAUUUUUUCAGCCUCAGCUGACCAGCAUCCAUUGUCCCCAUAAAACACAGGUUUUAUUUCAGUGGUUCUGGUCUCCAGCUAGUCACAGCUGACUCUUCAGCCCCAGCUCACCAGAAGCCACAGAUUCUUAUUCAAGUUAGCUUCUCUGAAUCAUAAAUGUCAUCCCACCUCUCACUCCCACCCCCAUCAUUUUGAUACGUUUAUUUAGAAAUCUAUUUUCCUACUUUGCUCAUUUUUACUUACCCUUUUCAACGUUUCACAAAUAUAUUUUUUUCCACAAUGGAGUCAAACGAUAUUCAACUAUUUCUUUGAUAAGUUUUGACUAGUUUCCAGAAUACUGAGAGUCAGAAGGCAUCAUUCCUACAUGUACUUUGUGUUCCUUGCUGAGUAUUUCAUGGAAGAUUUUUUAAUUUUUUUUUUAAGUAGAAUCUGGAUGCUAUUGUUUGAGGUCAAUGAAUUUUGUUUUUCAGGGAUUCAUGUUUAGCAAAACAAAUAAAAGCCUGUGGAAUUCUAUGGUUCCUCUCCAGGGAGACUGAUUUUUAAAAAAACAUUUCCUGAAUGGUCCAGGUGCCAUGAUCUUUAUUUUUUAAAAUCAUUGUCCCCAAGCAUCCAUCCCUCAACACACUUGUUGAUCAAAAUGGAACAUAGUUCUGUGGUUAUAGCUACAUCAGCAGCUCCAUGAAUACCCUUGACAAUUUAAAAAACUUAAGACUACUGAACUUUAAGUAUUUACUUAAACUUCUAUAGAAUUGUGUCUAGAUGAUAAUUAAAAUUAACCAUCACAGAUCCCCAUUUUUACCACACAUUAGCUUUAUUUAUUUAUCAUUUAAGAUGUAGUUAAUAAUUGUAGUUGAUGAAGCACAAAGUUUUUGCUUUAUAAUUUGUCUUAUGUACACUCACCAAUAGCCCAGAAAGCUACAUGACAACUCACUUAAAAUACUGAUACCACCAAAGUGGUUCUCAUUUUAUCAAGUAUUUCCUAAGAAUGGAAGAUCCCUAUCCUUUCAUUCUGGUUUUAAGUUUUACUUCUAAAUAUAGAAACCAUUUUUCUUUUAAUCCCUCAGAAAAGUCGGUCAAGGGACAGAUAAGUGAAAAGCAGUAGCCUAUCAUGUUCAUUGAGAGUACCAAGUCUUUCAUACUUUCCAGGCAUUACUUAGUACUCCAAGGCUUGUAGGCAUUUAGGAUUCAACUAUAAACAGGACAUUUUUUCUUGAGAUUCCAGCCUGUGGAGAGAUAAAUAUUUGAACACAUGAAUGAGUAAAAGAUAAAUGCUAAUUCCCCAUCGAAAGGCUGUGACAGUUACAAACCAAACAGAUCACAGAUGUCUUUGCUGUGACUUCCCAGAGCACAUUCCUCAUUAGCCUGUGUUGGCUUUUCAUGUGAUCUGUGUAUUUGCGCUUCUUCUGGACUGUAAAUAUCCCCGUGUCUUCUCUGCAGUGGGAUGUUGUAGUGACAGAUGUUGCACAACUCAGCAGCCAGAGAUCCAGGGAGAGUGGUGCAGGCUCUCUGGACUACUGUUCCUUUUGAAUUUUAGCUACUAAAUAUUUGUCUCUGUAUUGUGUAUAGAAACAUCAGACAAAAUUUAAUGUAGUUUUUGCAGGUGUCCUGGGAGGUUUCUGAAUUGCUAAUUAAAUAUUGUGAAUAGUUUCAACCUAUCAUUUCAACAUGUACCUAAACUAUAGAAAAGUUCUUGAGCAUAAUGUAUUUUAAUAUGGAAAUCUAAAUCAUAAAUAUUUGAAAGCAAUGUAGAAAACCUUAAAUGUGACCUUUGAUCUUGCAUGAACAACAACAAAAGAGACACAUGAACAUUUCUAUUUAGUUAUGAAAACUUAGCCUCUUGUUGCUGAUGUGUUAAUUCAUCUCUUUAAAUGGGGCCAUUUUGGAGGAAUUCAUGUAUGAAGAGUCACAUUUUUAAAUUGACAUCUUCAGGGCUAAAUGAAAAGAUUCUUGCUCAUGUUCAGAAGUACUUUUAAUUAUUAUUAUCAGCGAAGGGUAGUCUAGACCAAGCUGGGAAUGGGAAUAAAGAAAUACACCACAAAGGACUACUUUCAAAAUAAUGCCUUACCUGCUCUGCAGCUGUUGUUGCAAAACACAUUCAAAGCUUUCAGCAUCUGUGGAAAAGUUGUUGCCGAAGCACCUUAUAAAAGAGAGUUACUGAGUUGAUGGAGACACCUACUAGCGAUGAAACUCAUCCCAGGGGACUCUUUUCAUGUCUCACACAGGAGAGAGGACCUGUCCCACAGUGUGCCAGUGAGAAUCACCUCAGCAGCCGCAAGCAAGACAUCUUAAAUGAAAAGGAGUUGGAGGCAGCACUUAAGGAAGCUGAGUCGGCAUCCUGUUCAGUAGAAUUACUUUUGCCGUUAUUUAAGAACACCGUGGAAGGAAUUAGUUUAGAAAACGUUAAUCUUUCUGCAUCCAAUUUGAAGAGGAUUUUUGAACAGAAGGAAAUAUUAUCAAAAGAAUUAGACACUUUUAACCGUGUGAAAUUAGCCUUAGAACAACUUAUUAAACAGACACACUACAAACAAACAGGAGAGAACUCACCCAGCUUGUUGAAGGACCUCAGUGACAAUGAGAGUGACAAUAGUACUCUUAAGAAGAAGGUACUUGAAAAAGAGGCCUAUAUCCAAGAACUUUUGUGUCUGUUUCAGAAUGAAAAGGAAAGUGCUUUGAAAGCAAACCGGUUUUCUCAGUCAGUCAAAGUCGUACAUGAUCGUCUACACCUCCAAAUUCAGAAAAGGGAAGCUGAGAAUGACAAGCUAAAAGAACAUGUAAAGAGCUUGGAAACCCAAAUAGCCAAGUGGAACUUGCAGGUGAAAUUGAAUAAGCAGGAAGCUGUAGCCAUCAAAGAAGCAAGUAGGCAGAAAGGUGUGGCUCUGAAAAAAGCAUCCAAAGUUUACAGACAACGGCUGAAACACUUCACGGGGGAUAUUGAACACCUCACUUCCCAGAUUAGAGCUCAGGAAGCCAAGUUGUCCGAAACAGUUUCAGCUUCCAAUGCCUGGAAAAGUCAUUAUGAGAAAAUUGUAAUAGAAAAAACUGAACUGGAAGUUCAGAUUGAAACAAUGAAAAAGCAAAUCGUUAAUCUUUUGGAAGAUUUGAAGAAAAUGGAAACUCACGGAAAAAACUCAUGUGAAGAAAUUCUUAGAAAACUUCACUCACUUGAAGAUGAAAAUGAAGCCCUAAAUAUUGAGAAUGUGAACUUAAAGAGUACGCUUGAUGCUUUGAAGGAUGAAGUUGUUUCUGUUGAAAAUGAACUCGUAGAAUUACAAGAAAUAGAGAAACGACAGAAAACUCUCAUUGACGUAUAUAAAACUCAGGUACAAAAGUUGCAAGAAGCAGCUGAAAUGGUAAAAAGCAGAUGUAAAAAUUUGCUACAUGAAAAUAACCUAAUAAUAAAAAACAAAAACAAGAAGUUAGAGAAGAUUGAUGGAAACCAUAGCCUUCUAAACAAGCUUUCUCUUGAGGAGGAGAAUUACCUCAUUCAGUUAAAGUGUGAGAACCUAAAAGAAAAGUUGGAGCAGAUGGAUGCAGAGAAUAAAGAACUUGAGAAGAAGCUGGACGACCAGGAGGAGUAUCUGAAGCACAGUGACCUGGAGCUGAAGGAGAAGGCUGCAGAAUACACAGUGCUGUCCAGGCAGCUGGAAGCCGCUCUGGAGGAAGGGAGACAAAAGGUUUCUGAAGAAGUAGAGAAGAUGUCAUCUAGAGAGAGGGCUUUACAAAUUAAAAUAUUAGAUCUGGAAGCUGAGCUUAGAAAGAAAAACGAAGAACAAAACCAACUUGUUGGCCAAAUGAACAGUAAAGCCCAGCAUCAGGAUAUAUGUUUGAAGGAAAUACAGCACAAUCUUGAGAAGUCGGAGAAUCAGAAUGAGAGCAUUAAGAAUUACUUGCAGUUUCUUCAGAUUUCCUAUGUAACGAUGUUUAGAUAAUUGUUGAAUUUAUUGACCAAUGAUUGUUGCCAGUGUUAGAGUUUGUAUCUCAAGAUAUUUGAGACAUAAUUUAUUAUCUGACUGAAACUUUAAGAGAUGAUAAUUCUUAGUCUUCAUUUGUGGUAGAUAUUUUGCAUUGAACUCUGGUUUCAUUCUUUUUUAAAAAAUAUUAAUUUUUAAAAUAUUUUUCUCUAUGCAAAAAUCAGAAUUAUUCUUAUGAACCAUUGAAGUAAAUUUGUAAUGAAUUUAGGCCAGUUAUGAGCCAAAUACAUGGUUUUAAAUAAUGUAUUUACUUGUUUUAUAUUGUGAUGCCAUAUAAAUAAAAUAUUCAGAAAUGUA